Molecule: messenger RNA, 6445 nt
Organism: Lethenteron reissneri (Far Eastern brook lamprey)
Lineage: Eukaryota; Metazoa; Chordata; Hyperoartia; Petromyzontiformes; Petromyzontidae
Gene: NADK
Product: NAD kinase
Biological process (GO): NADP+ biosynthetic process; NAD+ metabolic process
Molecular function (GO): NAD+ kinase activity
Source: RefSeq, a predicted model, not a curated record
AUGAGACUGGCUGCAGGGCUGAUAUGAGUUUUGUAGGGCUGGCGUGAUAGUGAUUAGAGAUGCAGACUUGGUGUGAGUGCAGUCCUUGCUCAGUCAGUUAUGUAAUUUUUUGGUGCGGUUAAUAUGUUUUACUGUAUGAUGCUGUCAGUUUGAAGAUUUUUUGUUUGUUAAAUAGUUCAACCUAAAACAUCACCCAUGUUGUGCUUGGGUUACGACCGGCAAAUGUAGCCCUCGGCAUGAAUAUCUUAAGAGAAUUUUGAAUUUGGAGGCAACGCACAAGCCAGCGCAAUAGUUUCUGUAAAUUGACGGCUGUGUAGUUGUCGCGGUGAAGUUCAAUUGACGGAACCUUGUGGUGGCCUUUGGUUCACUGUGCCAGAAAAAGUAUAAGGUAUGUUGAUGAGGAAGCGGAGCAGCGUGGGUGUCCGUGUGGGUGGGACGUGAGCCGGCGUUACGAUCACCUGGAGCCGGCAAUCUUCAUGAGUGCCUUCACCUCGCCGUCGUGAGAUGCCGCCCACAUCACUUCGCUGAGGAAGCACCGACUCACACCUGGAAGCUCUUUGGAACUCUCUCGCCUUGGUUCUUCGGACGCUGCAGUAGUUUUUCUAGAGCCACCGUCAUGAAGGUGACCGUCUCCUGCCGGGCAGCCAUGGACAGCAUGAUCGCGCAGUGGAGAAGGCACAUCCAGGACCCAGCGAGCCAGCGUCUGACGUGGAGCAAGCCGCCACUCAGCGUGCUGGUGAUCAAGAAGAUUGGCGACGCCAAGCUGUUGGACUUCUUCCGUGAGCUCUGUGGCUUCCUCAUGGAGGAGAAACACAUGAUUGUUUACAUUGAGAAGAAAGUGCUGGAGGACCCUCUGUUGGAGGGGUUGGAGAGCUUCGUCCCAAUUCGGAGGAAGCUGUGCACAUUCCGAGAAGGCUACGACGACAUCUCAGACCGCAUCGACUUGAUCAUCUGUCUGGGCGGGGAUGGUACCCUCCUCUACGCCUCGUCCCUGUUUCAGGAGAGCGUUCCACCCGUCAUGGCCUUCCACCUCGGCUCGCUGGGCUUCCUGACACCCUUCAAGUUCGAGACGUUCAGACCCAGCGUCAGCCAGGUCAUCGAAGGGAACGCCGCCUUGGUGCUGCGCUCGCGCCUGCGCGUGCGUGUGAUGAAGGAUCGGCCAGCGAGCGCAAGGGACGCCCGUGACGGCGGGGUCACGGCGGUGCCGCGCGAGGGUAACGGGCCUCUCACCGGGAAGCAUCUGGACACCGACUCAGGCAAGACCCUCGUUCAGCUCCAGGUGCUCAACGAGGUGGUGAUUGACCGAGGGCCCUCAUCGUACCUAUCCAACGUGGACCUCUACCUGGAUAACCGGCUCAUCACUACCGUGCAAGGCGAUGGCCUGAUCGUGUCGACGCCUACCGGUAGCACGGCCUACUCUGCGGCAGCGGGGGCCUCCAUGAUCCACCCCAACGUCCCGGCCAUCCUCAUCACCCCCAUCUGCCCCCACUCGCUCUCCUUUCGCCCCAUCGUUGUGCCGGCCGGUGUGGAGCUCACGAUCAUGCUGUCACCGGACGCGCGCAACACGGCGUGGGUGUCGUUCGACGGGCGCCGCCGCCAGGAGAUCCAGCACGGAGACAGCAUCAAGAUCACGACGUCGUGCUUCCCGGUGCCGUCGGUGUGCUGCGAGGACCCCGUGCAGGACUGGUUCGAGAGCCUCGCCGAGUGCCUGCACUGGAACGUGCGCAAGCGGCAGUGCCACCUGGCCGACGGCUUCGGUGACGACGAAUACCACAAUGGGGACGGCAGCGUUGGGGCCGGCGGCGGCGGUGGUGGCAGCGGUGGCAGUGGUGGCGACGAGGACGAUGACAAUAAGCAGGGCUGACGCCCAGGCUGGUUUUCUCUCCCAUCCGGAUUUGUCUGUCACUUCGUCCUUCUCUCCCAACUCUUCUUCUUGGUUCUUUCGGUAAAGCAGCCGUCCUCAGGUGAAGAACAGGUCUGUCGAGAAGACAGAUUUCAGACUCUGUCUUCUCGACAGACCUGUUCUUCACCUGAGGACGGCUGCUUGCGUUGUGGCCGAAACGUCGUGAGAAUUAUUUUAUUAUGUUUUAUUUUUAUUAUUUUAUUAUUUCCAUUCUACGUGACUUUACCGAAAGAACCAAGAAGAUGAAUCCCUGCAGUCACGAAAGCUUUAAAUCUCCCAACUCUCCCAUAGGCUGGAAUGUCCUUCCCUCAGCUCUUCGUGCUGUCAGCUCCCCGCUUCUGUUGAGGUCCAGGCUUCAAUGUAACUGCCUUGACCCGUAGCCUGAAACGGACUUCCCCCAGGCAAUCAUGCUGUCAACCUCCUACCCCUGUUCAAGGUCCUGGCUUCAAUGUCUGUCUCAACACCUCCACAGUCUGGAACGAGCUUGCCCCCCAGGCAUCCGUGCUAUUGGCUCCCUGCCCCUGUUCAAAUCCUGGCUCAGGCCCUUCUCAUGUGCUCUGUCUAGGACCACCGGAUUCUCUCUCUCUCUAUAUAAAGGAAAUAAUCCAGAUGUCACAUUCAGACAUUACAUAAAUCCACAUUGUAUGUUUAUUGUAUGCAGAAGCUUUGGUCAAAUGACAUUCAUUUUGAAAAAAAACAAGUGCUGUCUUAAUGAUGGUCACUGGGAAACGUUAUGAUUACAUUUUCCAGGGACACAUCGAUAAAAUCUCGAAUUCUCAGCCUAAGGUUCUUAGUUCACGUCUCCUCCAUUCUCACGGAUCUUGCACCCUCCUUCUAAUUUUGGCAGCAUACAGACCUCCGCUUUAUACCACGUUCUUUAUUUGAAAAGCAGAUGAGAGCUCGGUGAGAAUAGGUGGCUCUUUUUCUCAAGAGUUAGGUUGGCUACAAAAGCAAGUAAGUGCACGUGUGAAAAGUGUAAAGGUGCAGUCCCAGCAAUUUCUUGAUCACGCCACUGCUGCUGAUGGAAGGCCGCCCUCCCCUCGACGGAGCAGUCGGCCUCCUCUUCUCCCGCUGACCCACACUCUACCCCACCACACGCGACCUGCAACACACGCUAACAAAGGUCAAAACACGGCUUCAUUAUACAGGGUCUGAAUGUCAAGCAAAUGAAAUAGAAACGUACGUAUAAAGCAUUAAGUAGCAGUUUACAAUUUAAAGUAUAGAGGUUUCAAAACGUAUUUUUUUCAGAAGUCGAUGAGAUGCGUUUAAAAUGACGUCAAGGCACUUCGACGCAUAUCGACCAAGCGGUUUUGAAAUGUAAGCGUAGGCACAGUGUUGUUCCUCGAUCUAGCAGCCUUGUUACAGAAAUAGCGGUUCCCAAAAAUUUCACUGUUUACUCUUGGCACGUAGCAACGCAGCAACGUGUCUUAAAUUGCAAGCAUUUAAAUGUGGGAUGAACAAAAAAACCCACUUAGACUUUGCGGUAAUGUCUUGGUCAGAACGCCUUAAAGACAAACGUGCGCUCGUUGUUGUGCAUUUCACCAUAUUGGCAGCGGAAGGCAGACGCAUGCACGCACGGGCGCAUGCGUGCGCACUCACGCGUGGUCCCGUUACGAAGAUCACCACGGUGUCGGCCUGAUGCUCGCGGAGAGUCAAUCACUGCCACCAGCAUCGUCCGCAUUUGCUCGCCUCGUGUUCGUAACGGUUUAGUUUGUUGACGGCUGCAUCUGCGCUUGUGUUCUGGCCGACUGAUGAAAACCCUUAAACGUAAUGUUCAUAUCUGGGGAUUCAAUUACAACUAAAAUCGUAUCAUUCGUACUGAAUUGCAAUGUCAAUGUAUUUGCAAGUUCAGCAAACAAUGCUGUUUUAAGUGUCAUUAUUACUCAUCUUGGGUUAUGUCGGUGCUUCUUAUGCUUCCCCCAUCUUCUGGUUCCUCUGGUCUGUAUUUUUAUUUGUCGCAGUCCCUUUCCAACCCCUGUAAUGGAUUUUAUUCCACACACUCUCACCUCCUGUCUCCUUAAUCUUUCCUCCUUUCUGUGCAUUUACUGAUUUUCUUCCAUCCUUCAUUAACCUUCAUACGUCCGUCUUCUUACCAUCGCAAUCGUUAUUUAUUCCUCUCUCGUUUCUCUGAGUUGUUAGGCCGGUGGUAACGAUUCGCCCCAGCCUACGGUGGCAACUCGGUACGAGAAUCAGAGCUCUGUUGUCUCGUUUUUUUAUAACCGUCUUCAGUUGUAUUAUUUAUCUUUGAUCUCUUUCGGUUGUUCAGUUUUCUUCUAUCGAUUAAGCUAAAUCUAUCACUAUGGAAUAUAAUUUGCAUAAAUCACGCACGAUUCGAUGCGUGUAACGUAAGCGUACAUGGAUCGGUAAAAAUCCACGUGGUUUUUUUACAUCGCUUGGACCCGACUGUGUCAUCCUGCCAGCCGUGUCUCAGGGCGUACGAAUCUGCCUCUCCAUUGCUGGCCUCCACCACACACACACUCUCCCCCAUAUCCAUCACUUCCAUCACUACCAUCGCUCUCCCACUCUCCUCGCUCUCACACUCUUCCUUUCUGUCUCUCUCACACUCUCCCAAUGUGGUUCUCUCCACUCUCCCCCAUUCUCCCUCGGGCAUGGGACCAAACCUCGUUUACCCGUCACCUAAAAAUAUAUUUACAAGAUUUCUUUUGGGUGAAGGGAAAUGUGUUUUUUUAGACAACAAGUUAUUCCGGAAGGAAUAGCCUAACCCCCCCCCCCCCCACUUCCCACAAUUCGAUGAAUUGUCACAGUUUGAAGUUAUGAUUCAAUUCAAGAAUCUUUUUUUUUUGGGGUCUCAAUUUUUUUUAUCGUUUUUAUUUUUUUUCUGCCUUGUAUAAUCGUAUUCGCCACGUUAUGUUAAAUGUAAUAUGAAGCUUAUAAAUUUGCAUAUUAUUUGUCAGUCUUAAAUAAUCGAUUAUCACGUGGGCGCUGUUUGUUCGACUCGCGCAUGGAAUUCGAUUUUAAUCGGUGAACGUCUGCAUCGUUCCAUGCCUUUCAAUCGCCCUCGACCUUUUGUGCAAUUCUCUGCCCGACAAAUAUGUAGCUGUCACCCUACUCAGUCACCUUACACAAGGGGUUAGGGAGAGCGAGGCUCGAUGAGGUAGUGCUGUAACUGACGGUUAGGGAAAGCAAGGGGAGAGGAGUAAACUAUUGAUGAUUUUUUUUGUAAUCAAUUACUCGGCAGCCGUUUCGAAAUUGCAAACGCCGCCGAGAGGCGCCUCAAAAAACGCAGCACUCUCUUCCCACAGUGCAUGCCCAGCGUGUUGAUUGUUAAUGUACGCAAAUGAUAUGCGACUCUGUAUGCUGGUUUUUUGUUAACAGUGAUUAAUCGAUUAAUCAAAGCAAUAAUACAUGGAUUAAUCGAUUACGUCACGAGUACGAUAGUUGGGAGUCGCAGCGUUCGGCCACGCUGCGUGGUGGGUGUUUGCGGAGCGGUUUCUGGGUGGGCGUUUUGGAGCGCUUCGCAUGGACUCCUUUGUCCCCCCCCUUCUCUGCCUGGACGUGGAGAUUCACGCGGAGACAUCCGGCCAUCACAAAUGAAGUUGGCUUAUCACGUGUAAAUGCAUAGCAGCCAAAUACUCUUGAACGCGUGUUGAUUCGAAACGUGGAAGGGAAAAACCGGACGGCCUGGAGAAAAAUCCACGCAAACCACGGGGAGAGAGAACGGGAGAGACAUGCAAACUCCCAAAUAUACAGCAGCAGGCGUCCGGGUGUCGGGCUCGAACCCAUGCCCUCCUGGAACUCGCGUUGGCCGACACAACGUGAAAAACCUGCGGCGGGGGGGGGGUAGUUUAAUUGUCCUCAUUGGCUCACGGAAGGUUUCCACACAGUUGCUACACUCCGCUGUAGGAGAAUAGAAAUCUGUUCCCUCUCGUGUCAACCAAUAUUUGGGUAUAUUUCUUCCCCAUGCAAUUAUUUAUAAAUGUGUUUUUUUUUAAACAAUGUUAUCUAUCUUUGCAUACAAGUCUAAAGCCAUGCACUUUCAAAUUAAAUAUUAACAAAAAAAUUGGACUUCUGAACUAUUUUGUGAACCAGUUGCUCCGUUUGCUUUUAGAAUAGUACACCCAAUAUUUUGCUAAUCAAUGAAUGUAGUUUGAACUAACCCGAACCCCCGUAAUCGAAACUAGGAGUGUCCCAAUGGACUAGAAAUACGAACCAAAUAUUUGUUCCUGGGGGAAUGAAAACGCGUGUGGGUGGAGGUGGGAUAUCCAUUGACAACACCGACAUUGAAGUUGGUUUAAAGUUUUGUGCGUUCACUAGCGGGCGAAGAUAUUCCUCCCCCCCCCUCUUGUAUUUUAUUCCCCAUCGAGUCGAGUACCAUGCGAGGGUUUAAUUCGUUUCGUGAGCUUUUGUUUUUCGUUGUUGUUUGAUCCGCAUGCCGUUUUCGAUUCAAAAUCGCUAAACAAAAAUCUACUGCCAUUAAAAACUUAAUUUCUGGCUUCCUGAGAUGUACAUAUUCGCCCGGAGAUCGUUUUCAUAUUGAUGUCUGACGAGAAAUAAAGUGUCAUUCUACCUUGUUAAUUUUGA